Durusdinium trenchii is the source of this 1851-nucleotide messenger RNA. Lineage: Eukaryota; Dinophyceae; Suessiales; Symbiodiniaceae. The record is from the annotation of a GenBank genome assembly.
GUGAGACCUCCACUAUCCGCAAGCCAUGGCGCAAAGACGAGUGUGUGCUUUUUGGCUUGAUCGCUUGAGCCUGCUUGAGCCUCAGUCAGUCAAUGAAGAGAUCAGUUGCAAGUGGCGGGUUUUGGCUUCCUCCUCGGCAUGGCAAGCCUUCCCCAUGCAGUAUGUGGCUGUAUAAAGACAUCAUAGAACUAGAUCCAAAUGUGGAGGGUUGUAAAUGAUGGCCUUGGAUGUGUUUCUUUUUCCAUUUGACGAUGUUUCGGCAUGCCCAAAGCCUGGCUCAAAGCAAUGAAUGCAAGUUUCACGUACUGAACCCCUCGUGAUUUUCCAUACCUUUUGACCUUAUGCCAUUGAACGCCCUCUAUGGCUACUAUGUCUACGACCACAUCAAUGAGGCACCGCGGAUCUUUCACAUCGCUGGCUUCCUGGGCUCUUUGGGCUUAGUUCUCACCACGGCCUUCUCCUUGCACCAUGUGUUUCACGACCAGAUGACACUAGAACAAACAUUGCAUCGAGAAGGUCAUGCGGUGACGCCCAUGAAUGUCCAGCUUGCAAUGGCAAUUAGCACUCUGCCAAUCUUCACUGCAGGAGUGGCUUACACCUGCAUUUGGGUGCCUGCACUUGGCUUUGUCCUGGAACUGCUAAUUGCCAUCUUUUCCUGCAUUGCCAUUGGGUCUUUAGUGCAGUAUUUUCUCCAAGCUUUGGGGGAGCCACCAGCGCCAAGGCGUCUCAUGCGCAAGGUGCCUAAGAGACGAUGGUGGUGUGGCUCCCUGUGCGGAGGUGUCAACGACAUGCUUCCCGCGCUGGGCUGCUUUUGGAGCAAGGAGCCGCACAGACUGCAACUGCAUGAUCUCCGCUUCGCAUUCCGGGUGGUGGCAUUUUUUAUUUGGAGCUAUGUGAUUUUGAGCACCUGGCAAGCGGCCGUCAGCAUGGUGCCAACACAGGUGGAGCGUCUCCCUGGGGGCUGGUGCGUGUACCCAAAGCCCAUCGGAAAUAGCAUGCAGGUCAUCCUCAUUGUGUUCGCUAUUCUGUCUACAUUUGUCGGAACGGCUGGUCUUUCCAUCAUAGCCAAUGGCGUGGCCUAUGCACUUGGUGAGGCCGAUGCAGACCUGGGGAAGGAGAAGUACAAUGUCCUGAAGAAAGCUGGUGUUGGACAAAUCUAUUUGCAACUGCCGUUGCUGAAAGUCUUUAUGAGCUUCCUUCCGAUUCAUUUCUCGACUCCCACGGUGAUGGUGCCCAAGACUUCCACUUCUAUUCUGCUUCCAUAUGGUGGCUGGCAGACCUCUGGAGAGUAUGUACCCUGCCCGGUCUAUGAUCACGAUGUAGUGGUACACAUGAUGUACUGCACUGUGGUGACGAUGCUAAUGGCCCUCACCUCCUACCACAAUAUGAAGCUUUACAUUCCUUCUCGAGAUCGGGAUGUUGCAAAGCAGCUGAGAGAAGAAUUGGAAUCGCGGCUUCUCGCCAGCGGCGAUGACGAGGACAUGCAAGGAACGGAUACCUCGAUGGGUCCCCGGCCCUAACCUGUUGACCUUCGCAUCCACCGGAAGAACAAGUUGAAGAUCCGUGCAACAGUGUGAGAGUCUGUUUUCAGUCCGGACUCGAGGACCUUGGCGCGGAAAAGCAUUCAUCGGAGGAUCAUGUUUUGUUUGACUCAUUGGCACAGUCCUUGCGAUCUCUCCAGCUAACUCUUGCUAUCUCUCUCCAGCUGAUCCUUUCUCCAUUUGUUUGGAUUGGUGAACUAAGGUGGUUUUAGCUCAACGACGUGUGAAUUGCGCACGAUCAUGCUUGGGUCCUUUCCAGCGAGAACAGCGCCAGAAUCUGAAGCACUCAUUUAGUCAAUUCCGUUCGGCC